This is a messenger RNA of Cladophialophora psammophila CBS 110553, 2205 nucleotides long. RefSeq lists its product as uncharacterized. The record is from RefSeq and is a predicted model, not a curated record. The transcript has a single exon. Lineage: Eukaryota; Fungi; Ascomycota; Eurotiomycetes; Chaetothyriales; Herpotrichiellaceae. Bases 1 to 2205 code for a protein of 734 amino acids.
AUGUCCCCUAUAGGAGUUUCUUGGGCUCUUGCCCAAACAGUGGACGGCGCUCUUAAGAUCAGCAGAGAUGCUGUUCUUGUUGCCUCAGGGGACAACAUUCAGCCAUUUACCUUGACCGUUUGUGAGAAAUUUGGCGCCACGCUCGCCAUUUCCAGCCUCACGCAGACGAAGAUUGAGGACAUGCUGCGAAAGCAAGCUAAAAGCCCAGUCCAGAAAUUCUGGGCUGCCAAAAUAGGUUGGGCAAAAGGCGAUUCGGUCGAUUUGCUGUCGCACAGUGUUGAAGGCAUACGUUUUCUAUCCCUCGCAGCCGCACUCGUUUCGUCAUGCAGUAAAUUUGAUGCUGCCACGGCACUGGCAAGAAUGAUUCGCGAUACUGCUGAAGACAAGGCAUUAAGUCCGAGCAUUUUCCAAUUGAAGGACCUUCUCGACGUUCUUGAGCCAAGGCUCAAUCAAUCUCGAUUCUUGGAUGUUGUUCUAGGUUAUCAAGCUUUGCUACCUCAACUGCACACUCGACUCCAUGACAACGCCGCUGUUCCAAGUGCAGAAGCAAUUCAAAAGAUCGUUGACAAUUUUAGAGAGUUGUCCCGUGUUGGACCUGCGGAUGUCCGAAGUCUGAAAAUCACAGUAGGACCAUUCGCUGCCUGGGUCUCGGGCUUUGCACACUGGUGUGUCGAAGUUCCUCCAAUGAUAUGUGAUGAACACGGAGCAGUGAUUCUUGACCAGCCAAAUCCACAGGUCACCAUUUGCAUCUCGCGGAACUUGGAUUAUCAUGAUAACAUCAGUAUAGAAACCAUUUAUGACUAUAAGAGCAGUCAAGAGGCUUUCGGUGCUAUUGUCAAAGAUGCGGACGGCCCUGCAUGGGCGACUGGCAUGGUGACAGUCGAAACCUAUGCACGGUUUCUGCUAAAAGACCUCGAGUUCCACGAUGGUUUGGGGAGAAUGGCAUGCGCCCAAGCAAUACCAUACGCUGUUCACCUUACCAAGUCGGCUUUCACGGAUCCAACCCAAAUUUAUCGUUUCACCGAUCAAGAGGUCGAACCCGGGCUACUGAGGACAGUAUAUCCUUCGGAUCCCUUCCCAGCUGAUGAUGUGGUGGGUACAUUGGUGAACAUCUUCCUUGGACCGACCUACGAUGGUCCCCUGAUCCAGCGCCUGUCAGGUGACCUCAAACUUACAGACCUGCCUGCCGUUAGCUUGUGGGUUGAAGAGCGCAGGAAUAAAUUCCCAGAAGAUCCUGAACAAGCAUUCCUAGGCCGGCUAGGUCAAGUGGUGGCGGACAUACUUGCCUUGUCGCUGUUGGUUGCGGAAGGUAUGACCGACCCCAAGAAGAUCGACUGGCUUGUACUAUAUAACCCUUACGGAAACCUGGCGCCAGCGUCCUACGAGAAUGAAUGGCGGUUAGCUGUCAAAUCCUUUCUUCAACACGGCGUGUUUCUUCGCCGGACCCAGCUACUGGGGCCGCUGAUCGAUUGGGCCCUCAAAUUAAUUGGCCAUCAAGCAUCUGAGUAUGUCAGCAAAGGUGAAUGGGUUGCAUCCUCUUUCCGAGGACAAGUCAUCGCACCACGGUUAUUGUUUGCCAGCGAGAUACCUGUUAGCGGCUUCGCAUGCAUGUCGGUUUUUGCAGGCACCUUAAUGUUGGAAACGGAGAAAAAUCGAAAAUUCUCCUGGAUACUGUCAGAAGAUGAAAAGGGGUCUCUGUUACCUCUGCUGAAUCGAGAGUGUUCUUUAUCCGCCCGCGCCAACGCCUUUCCCGAAGCCAAAAUUCGGUGGCAGUUGACAGUCAAAGACAACCAUCUGGCAAUCGCCAUGGGAUGGACGUUUAAUAGGAGCAUCCGGCGGCCGUUUUGUACGCUGAAUGGACUGAUGGGUUCAGUAAUGCUGGGGAAUUGCAGCCAUUCAGCAGACACAGAUCUGGAACGUAAGCAAGACGUUGUGCUCAUCGCGCCAGACAACGGCCCCCACAGCCCAGAGACCCUGAUGGUAGCGGUGUAUCCAUUAUAUGGCAACGAAGCACUAAAGAUGCUUGCACUGGCUUCAACCAAGAGUUAUGGUGACAGUAGGUCUGAAGCACUAAAGAUGCUUGCGCCGACUUCAACCCUGAGUUCUGAUGACAGGAACCUCUCUAUACUCAUCAACAGGGCCGCUUGCAUGAGUUGUGCGAUUCGCGUCUGUCUGCACUUGGGAAUCGGAGGCAUGAUUUUGUGA